AUGCAUGACAACAACUCCAAUCAUGAUAUCAAUUCCUAUCAACAGUCAUUUAUGAACAAACCAUAUGAGCAAGAAAGAGAACUUCGAGAACAUCUAGAAAUGAUCACUUCUAAACUGGAAAACAUGUCUGAUCGAAUCUCGACUAUUAAUAAAAGUAUUUUGUUUGUUACCAAAAGGCUUGACGACUUAGAAUCAAAGAUCGGUCAAUAG
Trichomonas vaginalis G3 is the source of this 210-nucleotide messenger RNA. RefSeq lists its product as uncharacterized. The transcript has a single exon. The coding region runs from base 1 to 210 and encodes 69 amino acids. The record is from RefSeq and is a predicted model, not a curated record. NCBI's taxonomy places the organism in Eukaryota, Parabasalia, Trichomonadida, Trichomonadidae.